This is a messenger RNA of Plasmodium gonderi, 1770 nucleotides long. RefSeq names its product subtilisin-like serine protease. Gene Ontology annotation, molecular function: serine-type endopeptidase activity. Gene Ontology annotation, biological process: proteolysis. The transcript has a single exon. Bases 1 to 1770 code for a protein of 589 amino acids. The record is from RefSeq and is a predicted model, not a curated record. NCBI's taxonomy places the organism in Eukaryota, Apicomplexa, Aconoidasida, Haemosporida, Plasmodiidae.
AUGACGAUUACACAAUAUUAUUAUUACACCAUUGCUUGCUUUCUGAUAUGUAGAAUUAUACAGAAAGUGGAGAAUAAGUAUGGAACAAGCAACAGCGAGUGGGAUGACUUAACUAAGAGAAAAUAUAAAACAAUGGAUCGGAAAUUUAAAGAAGUACAAAUUGGUGGAGUGUAUUACAACAGUAGGAUUUUACUUAGUGCUUCUUCUAAUGUGACAUUUAAAGGGAAAUUAUUUGCCAAAGGUGAUGACUCUUCUUCUUAUACUUGCUCGCAUGAAGAAGGAAAUACAUCUGGGGUGCAGAAUAAAGAUAAUGAUAACUUCAUAGAGGAUUCAGAAGGAAUAUUAUCUAAAUUGAAAAAGAAUAAAUUAAUUAUACGUUUUAAAAAAGAGGAAAAUAUGUUAACUUCCACUUUUAGACAUAAUUUUGUGAAUGUACUUGUCCAUUGCGGGCGUGUGAAGAAAUUAAGUUAUAUAAAUUUUUAUCUAUUUGAUAUUUUUCCAAAUGUAGAUGACACUCUUCUAAAAAUUUGUCUUCUGUCAUUAUUUAAUAGUAAGAAUGUGUUGGUCGAGUUGGAUUUUCAAAUUCUUCCGAUUGAGAAGAAAUCCAUUAAAAUGAAAUUUAAGGAAGAUCAUCAUAUCGAUAUCAGUAAUCAAAACAAAAGUAGGAAAUCCAACUGUUGCAAUAGAAACAUGUUUCACCUGCACAGCAAGGUGGCUUUUAGAAAAUUUCUACACAGACUUCAAAAUAAUUCCAAGGGAACGAAUAUUUUCAACGGAUAUGACAAAACAAAGAUGAAGGAAGGAACCGAAAUUUCAGCAGAAUACGAGGUGCAUGAUGUAAAUGUUUGUAUUGUUGAUACUGGAAUUGAUUACAAUCACAGAGAUUUGAAGGAAAAUAUUAUUCAUAUAAGAAAUAAAAGGAGGGAGGGGGAGGUGGAGGAGGAUUCUGAUAGAAAUCAAAAUGGAAAUACAGAUAUGGAAUGGAAAGUAAAAGAACGUAAGGGAAAGUACGAAGAUGUGGAAGGAUUUAUGGAUAAUCAUGGGCAUGGAACAUUCAUAGCUGGAAUCAUUGCGGGUAAUUCAGGAAAAAACAAUCAAGGGAUUAGAGGUAUAAGUAAGAAGGCAAAAUUGAUAAUCUGUAAAGCUUUGAACAGUAAAAAUGCUGGAUAUAUAAGUGAUAUAUUAAAAUGUUUUAAUUUUUGUGCAGAAAAGAAAGCAAAGAUAAUUAACGCUAGUUUUGCAAGUUCAAAGAAUUAUCCUUCUUUGUUUGCAGCGUUAAAAGAAUUAGAAGAAAAAAAAAUUUUAGUAGUUUCAUCAUCUGGGAACUGUUGCCCGAAUAUGGAUUUUUCUAACAAUACAUUUAAUGAAUGUGACUUAGAUGUAACGAAAGUGUACCCAACUGCUUAUUCGCUACAUCUAACUAAUCUCAUUACAGUUUCGAAUAUGAUUCAAGAAUCAAAUGGGAAUAUAAUUUUAUCCCCAGAUUCAUGUUACAGUAAAAAUUAUGUUCACUUAGCUGCACCUGGGAAUGAUAUCAUUUCUACCUUUCCUCAAAAUAAAUAUGCAAUAAGUAGCGGUUCCUCAUUUUCUGCUGCUGUCAUUACUGGCCUCGCUUCUCUAGUACUUUCCAUAAAUGACAAGUUGACAUAUGAAGACGUCAUUCAUCUCUUCCAACAAUCCAUUGUCCAAACCAAAUCCCUUCAGGGUAGGGUGAAAUGGGGAGGAUUCCUCAAUGUGCAUCAGCUGAUCAAGUCUACCAUUGAGAAUUAA